AGUCCCUGGCAGAAAGCAGAAAGCAGCGUUGUGUCCCCAUUCACUGUGCUGACUCUGCAGGUACAUACACACACAUACGUAUGUAUUAACAAAUAUAUAUAUAUAUCUAGCAUUUUGAUUUCAUUCGUCUUCUCCCAUGCCCGUCAACGCAGCCGGUGGCACCGGUGAUGAGCGGCGGCAGCGGCUGCGCGACCAGAUGAAAGCGUUCUACGGUGACCCCAACGCGUCUGCGAAACGCGCCGCAUCGCAGGGCGCCGCCCAAGGCAAUCCGCACAUCCCCCCGGAGCUGGACCUGGACUCCGAGCACUUCAACGUGAACCGCUACACGACGGAUCUGCUGAAGCGCGAAAGCCUGAAAGGCCUGGUCGAGACGGACACCGACCUGCUGCGGCGCGUACGGAAGCUAGACGGGGAGCUGCAGGAGUUGGUGUACCGCAACUACGCUCGCUUCAUCUCCGCCACGGACACGAUCCGGGAAAUGAAGGACAACGUGGUGGAGAUGGACGCGAAGCUGCAGACGCUCUCGUUGAACGUGAGCACCAUCGACGACGUGUCCAGCCAGAUUAGUCAGCAGCUGCAGGUGCACCGCAGUCACAUCGAGGCGACCAUCACGGCAAACCGAAUGCUGAAGAAGGUGCAGUUCCUCACGAGUCUGCCGACGACGAUGCGCCGGCUGAUCGACAAGGAGGAAUUCAACGUCGGGGUGAAGUACUGGGUAGCGGGGGAUGGGUUCUUGACGAAGCACAAGUCGAUUGCGAGUAUUACACAGAUUCAGCAGAGCUGCUGUCAGCUGGCCGGCGAGCUGUACCGCGCGAUUGAGCAGCGCAUGUGCUCGUACCCGCUGGACGAUCCGGACGCCAUGGAUCGCAUUCGCAGCUACGUCGAGGAUCUGCGACUGCUGCGGGCGACCUCGCUUUUUGAGUCGGAGCACAUGGCCGACCAGCCGCCCUUUGAGGAGGCGGUCCUGCGGACGCUCAUGAGGAGCGUGACGGCGAGCUUCCAGGUGAACGUGGCGACUACGCAGCGCAGCCUGAAGGCCGCCUUGGUGAUUCCGGAGGACAUCGCGGAAAUGGAGCUGGCGAAGCGCGAGGCGUCGCUCAGCCAAGUGAACCUUCGGGAGCCACUCGCGCAGCUCAAGAACGCGUGUGCGAUGCUCGCCGUCAACUCGGAACGUGUCUACGCCCUGCUCGACGCAAGCACCAGCGACGCGGAAGCAUCGAGCGCAGCGGCGCAGGUUGCGAAGGAUAUUCAGCCGGUGUUGAUGGACAUGCUGCCAUCGCUCGCGCAGUCGUUGGCAGACUUCACGCUGGCGCAUCUGGAUGCGAUUGCGAUGGACGGGGGGUCGGCCAUGCGGAACCCCGCCGCGAGUGCGGAGGCUCUGCAGUCCGCCACUACGCGCCUCGCAAAGCUGCUAAAGCAGUUUGUCACGGCGAUGACGACGCUGGCGGAGAUUUACCUCUCCCCGUUGGUGCCCGCCUCCACCACAGCCUCUGGUGCAGCUGCCGCUGCUGCCGGCUCUCCUGUCUCCAACGACAACGCCGUGCAGCGCUACAUCGGUGUGGUGCACGACGCCGCGCGUGGCGUGCUUCAGCAGGGCUACCAGCGAAUGAAGGAAAAGGUUUUGCAGUUGCCGGAUGCCGCCACGUUAAAGGCGUGUGUGCCGCUGCCCGUCGCCAACACCAGCGUUGUCUCGGCGAUGCCGCCCAUGGACGACGACCACGCGCAGAAGCUCGCCUUUGUGCUCACCCGUUUUCUGUACGCGUCGCUGUCGCAGAGCACGGCGAACGCGCUGCGCGGCAUCCUGCUCGGCGAGGACGGUCUGCCGAUGGAGGUGCUGGCGGAGACGCUGGUGGGCUUCGAGCGGGUGGCGCAGCAGCUGCAGCACCGUGCGAUCAUUCUCCUCGGUCAGUUGGAGGUGCAGUCGAUCUACACGGCCGCGUUUGGUGGCGCGAGCAGCGAGGAGAGCGGUCUCACCCGCGAUGCCUGUGCUGCCGCUGCCGCUGCCGCUGCUGUUGGGGCCGCGUCGACGAGCACGCCCGCUGUGCAGACAACGUUGCUGCAGCUGCUGCCGGAGUGGUCCACCGUGUACGACACCGUUAAGGUGCUGCCUACUGUGGCCGCCGCUGCAGCAGCGAGUUACCGCCACUACAGCUCCUCUGUAGCUGGAGGACGAGGAAGCACCGUACCCGUCGGCUCCCCGGUCCUGCGCCGUCGCGAAACGACCGGCAUUACGGGGACGACGACGACGACAGGAGGCGGCGGUGCAGGCUCCGGCUAUCGAGUGGCCUACGGUGGCGGCUUGGGAAGGGGCAGCAGCUCCAACGCCGCGUACAGCGACCACCGUGGCACGGGUACCAACACAGGCGGCGGGGGCUCUUCGCAUCUGAAGCUAAGCGGCAAACUCGCGGUGGCCUACACACGCCAGGUGAUGUCCGCCCUGCAGCUGAGCGUGAACAACAUCUUUGCCAACACAGAAGUAGCGCUGCGGACUGAACCGGUGGCGGGGCCGCCGUCGCUGAUCAUGGCGUGUGUGGUGCGGUACGUCCUGCAGGGGAUCGUAGACAGGGUGCGCGACGAGGAGGCCUACAGCGCGGCGCAGUUCCAGCGGCUGCAGGUGAGCUGCACCUUCCUGCUCCACGCGCUGCACGCCCCGGCGAAGGGCACUGCGCCACGGCAGUGGCGGAAAGAGUGGUCCGCGGAGGACAUGGCAGCCGUCCAACGCCUGCUGGACGAGGCCUGCGCCUGCGCGUACGAGAAGUACGAAGCGAAGGUGCCGCUGUCGGCCGCCGUGCUCGAGACGGUCGUCGAGGCGGCCGUGCGAGGGGGGCGGGCGUCGUUGAUGGCCGGCACUGCAUCGCCGAACAGCGCGGACACGGCAGCCGCGAUGGUCCGUGCGAUGCCCACGGUGCAAUCCCCCCACGACGGCGACGACGCCGCGCUGUCCAUCCCGCCGGCUCUGCAGCGCACGUCUGCGAAGACAGAAGCGGCAGGGGCUCCGUCGCCGGUGCGGCACGACGACCCGCUCCAGACCCCGCAGCAGAGCAGCGCCUCUGCCCCGUCGCCCACGUUCAGCGCGUCGACGAGUCGAAGCUCGAGUCAGCCGAUGAGCCCCGCGGCGCCGCCGGUGACGGCGGCCCCUCCCGCCGUCGUCCGUGCGGGGAUGCCAACAGCGCCGCCAGCGGCCGCACAGCCCAGCUCAGCGACAACGGCACCUCCUCCUGCGUCCGCUGCUGCUGGUGCUGCCGCCUCCGUCUCCCCCAGGCCAAAGCCUUCCUCCAGCACGCCGCCUGCUAAGCCGGCGGCGAGCACGGGAGCGCAGUACUACGGUGCGCCGCAGACAGAGCGCGUUGCCCGCGUAGACGAGGAGGAGGAGCUGCCCCUAUAG
Molecule: messenger RNA, 3385 nt
Organism: Leptomonas pyrrhocoris
Lineage: Eukaryota; Euglenozoa; Kinetoplastea; Trypanosomatida; Trypanosomatidae
Exons: 1
Coding region: 137-3385 (1082 amino acids)
Biological process (GO): retrograde transport, endosome to Golgi; endocytic recycling; Golgi vesicle transport
Cellular component (GO): EARP complex; membrane; GARP complex
Source: RefSeq, a predicted model, not a curated record